This is a messenger RNA of Peronospora farinosa, 498 nucleotides long. The record is from the annotation of a GenBank genome assembly. NCBI's taxonomy places the organism in Eukaryota, Oomycota, Peronosporomycetes, Peronosporales, Peronosporaceae.
AUGUCUAGUGCCCUAGCAACUCGAAUCCCCCAACACUUUUGUCAUUUAAACUCUCAACAUUUAACGAACAUUGAAGUAGCUUGUGUCUUUAUGGGACUGGAAAUCAUCUUCACGUACGCUAAACUAGUGGUAUUGCUAAUGGGUCGAAUGGUAGAAAAGAUGUUCCGCAUUGGAACGAUUCAAGUGGCUACAGUGACUCAACAUGUACUCGGUUUGCCUUGUGUUGAUCUACCAAAUGGAGACCAACAGCUUACUGAGUGGGUGUCUACAUCUGAUGAGGAUCAGUGGGAAAUUGGUGGACGAGAUCUUCUCGAAGAAAAGGACAAACAAAGUCACGAAAUCUCGUACUCAAGCAUUGAAGACGAACUGAUUGAGCUGAGCGACGGAGAAGAAAGACCGACUUCAAUCACGUCGCUACUUUCAGGUCAACAAAGUCGUUUUAUCUCGUCGUCUUCAGCCAAAAUGAUCAGCUCCGACUCGAGUACUUUGCUUUUGUAA